CGCCGCUCUCGAUUAACCAGUAUACUCCGAGUGUUCGUGAGAGAAAUUUCGCUCAGUUACCAUGGCGAUCGUUACGUAGACGCUACGGUUAGUGUGAUAGUGAUGGAGGACCCCACGCAAGUGAUGUUCACCGAGUUGCCGGUGCCGCUGCUGACGACGGCGGUGCUGUUCAGACAACACCAACGAACCAGGUACCAGCCGUACCAUCUUCCGCACCACCCGACCAGCAGGUUCCAUGUCCAGGACUUCAUUUGGCAGAGGGAGCGCGUAGAGGAGCCCGUAGAAGAGCCCCCUGAGCCGGAACCGGAGCUCGGGGGGAAGAACCACAUCUCGUGUCUGUACCCCGAAAUCUUGGCGAUCAUCUUCAGCAACCUCAGCGUGAGGGACAAGGGCAGGGCUGCUCAGGUGUGUACCUCCUGGAGGGAAGCAGCGUACAACAAGUCGGUGUGGCGGGGUGUGGAAGCCAAGUUGCACCUGCGGAGGGCGAACCCCGCGCUGUUUUCGUCGCUGGUGCGACGCGGGAUCAAGAGGGUUCAGGUGCUGUCGAUGAGGAGGUCGUUGAGGGACGUCAUACAAGGCAUCCCCAACUUAGUCUCACUCAACCUAAGCGGCUGCUUCAAUGUAACAGACACCAACAUCUCCCAAGCGUUCAUACACGAAUUCCCCUCUCUGACAGAGCUGGAUCUCUCUCUUUGCAAGCAAGUCUCUGACAACUCACUCAGCAGGAUAGCCCAGUUUCUGAAGAACCUGGAAGUGUUGGAGCUGGGAGGUUGCUGCAGAGUAACCAACACAGGCCUCGUGUUGAUCGCUUGGGGGCUCAAGAAGCUCAAAAGGCUGAACCUGAGAUCGUGCUGGAACAUUAGUGAUCAGGGUAUCAGUCACUUAGCGCUGGGGAAUCAGCCGAUAGAGUAUUUAGGUCUGCAGGACUGUCAAAGGCUCUCCGAUGAAGCCCUCAGGCACGCAACUGGCCUGCCGUCCCUCAAAUCCAUUAACCUGAGCUUCUGCAUCAGCAUAACGGACAGCGGACUGAAACACCUCGCUAAGAUGCCGAACCUGCGCGAGCUGAACCUGAGGUCGUGCGACAACAUUUCCGACAUCGGCAUGGCCUACCUAGCAGAAGGCGGUUCCAGGAUAAGCUCUCUGGACGUCUCCUUCUGCGACAAGAUCGGCGACCAGGCUCUGGUGCACAUCUCCCAAGGACUGUUCAACCUGCGCAGCCUGAGCCUGAGUGCGUGCCAAAUAUCGGACGAGGGGUUAGUGAAAAUCGCGGAUACGCUGCAUGAUUUGGAGACUCUCAAUAUCGGUCAAUGCAGCAAUAUCUCGGACAAGUCGCUGAUAGUUCUGUCGGAAUCGCUAAGUAGACUGAAGUGUAUCGAUUUGUACGGGUGCACGAGGACCACUACGGUGGGACGAGAAAAGAUCAAGAAACUUCCCCAGCUCGAGACCCUGAAUCGGGGCUUGUGGCACGUCAGGUGAAACGAGGGAUUGUAGAUAGAGUUUUUUAUGAAAUGUGUGUCGGUUGGAAGUUGCAUUUCUCGCUCGCUUUACUCCAGAAAGGUGAGGGUAGGCCUUAGCGCUGCACCAAGGAGGAAGUCUCAUGUACGCACUGCGCCAAAAAUAAAAAUACGUGGUAAUAUGUAGAAAUGAAUGCUUUAGUUGAGAAUGCAAUGAGUGGUGUUUUGAGAGAUAUACGGAGUUGACAUUUUGGCUAGAGAUUGUGCAAAGCAAGGUGCAAAUCAUCUCAAAAGUAACGGCAAUUACACCUUUAAAGACCAAAACUUAUAAUAUUUGAUUCGGUAUUUAUGUUUAUGAGUAUUUUAAAAUAUAUCUCUCCAAAUUCUGAAAGAAGUCAUUAACUCUACUCAUUUGUAUCAGUUGUAUUUCUCUAUCUAAGAAAAAUUAAAAGAGGGGAUUUUGAAAACAUUCAGUAUAGUUACUGCACUAACGUCAAACUGUAAAAAAAUUAAAAUAACAUAGUUAGGUUAGGUUAAAAGUGACUGGGUCUAUUCGCCCCUCCACCGCAACU
Messenger RNA from Leptinotarsa decemlineata (Colorado potato beetle), 2026 nucleotides. It is a transcript of the gene Ppa, whose product is annotated as F-box and leucine rich repeat protein partner of paired. Lineage: Eukaryota; Metazoa; Arthropoda; Insecta; Coleoptera; Chrysomelidae. Gene Ontology annotation, biological process: SCF-dependent proteasomal ubiquitin-dependent protein catabolic process. Gene Ontology annotation, molecular function: protein binding. The record is from RefSeq and is a predicted model, not a curated record. Gene Ontology annotation, cellular component: SCF ubiquitin ligase complex.